UCAAACGAAACACAGAACAACUCGAGGAGCUCUCAGUGCUCGCAGAACAAUUCCUUCUUACUGCUGUAUUUUUUCACCUCCUUUUUACCUUUAAUCAAUCCGGCAUGUCUCUUGCAGUGGCAAUUUUGUUGUUUUGCGCCGUCGGUUCAUGGGCCGAAGAUUUAGCUGCCGAAGAGCAGUACAGGCCAGCUUACAGACCAGAACAUGCGGCCUACAAGACGCCAUAUUCAGAGCCACAAUAUUCUUCGCACAGCAAACCGGCCUAUCCAUCAUACUCAUCUUACCCAGCCUACCCCAAGUAUUGUGAUCCUAAAGCCGCUCCCAAAUGCGCUGAGAAUUCCACUGGUCAUUGGUGUUUGACAGAUGAGGAAUACCCCGUCUACGAAGUCAAUUACGCCAUCGAGUACGAUCCUUUAGUCUUGAAGAAAUACGCCGAAGUUGCCGAUCAGUCCGCCAACAACUUGGUCGAUGGUGUAGGCAAAGAACAAGAAGAGAAAUUCGAUUACUCUUUCUACAAAGGAAAGCAGUUCGAUCAGGGCAACUGGGUUGGUGGUGAAGGUUUCAUCUGCCCCAGCUCCGUCGCUUAUUCUCGUCCUCUUCGUGCUAAGAACACUGCCGGUGAAUGGCGUGUCAUCGUCCAGGACGUUGCCUGGCCCACCUACACCCAAACCCAACGGACUGAGACUUGCUUGUUCCCAGAAGCCGCUUGCCGCACGUUGGCCCCUUGCCAUUUCAGCAAAUGCCUGCAGAAGCACACCGUCCAUCGUAUGCUUUCCUUCGAUCCUUGCGAUGCUCGCAGAGGUGUCUUCAUCGAUACCUACAAGCUUCCGUCAGCAUGCUCUUGCCACAUCCCCGGCAAGGUUUAGACCUACAGUCAGGACCAGCAAUAUGACUCUUCGAUUUGACUCCUACUCCCCACAUGCUCAAAUAUCAUCGAAAAUCACAAAUCCUGACGGUGUUCUGAUAAAAUGCGACUGCUAAUUGUCAACCAUCUGCACAUUAGGUUUGUAUGGUACCAUUUUCUGGAUUUGUCCCUCAUUGGGUCUGCUAGGCCAAUGUGUUUUCUUCAGUUUCAACAACGUGACUGCGAAUUCUGGAAGUUUUUGUAGAACAAUUGAAUACGUAUUUAAAAAACAUAGAAUUUUUAUCAUCCACGAAUCGGUGCAUGUUGCUUGGAACUCAAGAAUCAAAUAAAACAAAUGGGGGAAGAGA
Molecule: messenger RNA, 1212 nt
Organism: Daphnia carinata
Lineage: Eukaryota; Metazoa; Arthropoda; Branchiopoda; Diplostraca; Daphniidae
Product: neurotrophin 1-like
Exons: 5
Coding region: 105-866 (253 amino acids)
Biological process (GO): regulation of Toll signaling pathway; innate immune response; central nervous system formation
Cellular component (GO): extracellular region
Molecular function (GO): Toll binding; growth factor activity
Source: RefSeq, a predicted model, not a curated record